GGAUCCGUCUUUCUUCCAUUAACAGGAGAUUUCCCACGAUCUAGCCUUCGCAAAGACCAGGAGAACCUCGACUUCCGGUUCUGUUUGGCAGCUGAGCUGCCCUUUUCUGCCCCUUAGAGUGGGCUCCCCUAGCCCCAGGCAGCAGAGGUAAAGAUCCGUCCUGUGCAGAGUGUCUUGCCGUCCUCUUGAGAAGUCCAUGUGAAAUCAUGGUGAAAUCUUGCUGUGCAAUAAAAUGCUCCAACAAAUACGUACGUGGAAGCAACAUCUCAUUCCAUAGGUUUCCUCUCCGCAACAAACAGCUGUUGAAGAAAUGGGUGGUGAACAUUCGGCGGCAGAACUUUCAUCCGACACACUCCCAGGUGAUCUGCUCGGAGCACUUUACUGAGGAGGAUUUCAAGAUCAAAGUGGUGGCUUCUGGGAAGCGGCGGAAGCUAAAGCCCAAAGCGGUUCCAACUAUAUUCAGCUUCCCAGAGAGAUUACAGAAGCGCGUUAAACCAAGAAGACCUCUUAUCCGUCAUGUGCCACCAGAUUCUAAACCACCUGGGUCAGCAGAGGCCAAAGCCAGCGCCCUUGAAGAGACAUCCUCCGGGAACUAUGUGAUUGAUCUUGAACAUUCCUACAGUCUUCCCAGAAGCCCCAAAGAGGUUGCAACAAAGCUCAACAGCAUCAUUGAGAGACAGAACAACUACAUCAAGUUACUGAAAACCAAGUUGUACAAUGCGAACCGAAGGAAUGCCAGGCACAGUGCCCAUCAUUGGUGCGAUGACAUUUUGGACAUCGCUUCGGUGUCCGAAUUCUGAAUCGGUCGUGCCUGGCAGUUCGUAACACCUCGCAAGUUAUAAAACUAGCCAGGAUUGUGUUGAACUUCGUUUUCUUAUGUGGUCAACCGAAGAUUUGCUUGGAACAGUGACCCUGCUGUGUUGCAUACAGGUGUCUGCUAUUGAGAAAUGAAAGUGUCAAAUGCCCUGAAAGUGCAUGCCACAAGGUGCAUGCCACAGCACUCCUCUUGUGGGCAGGACAACAAGGUUUGCUUAUGGCUCAGAAGGAUUCUGAUAUUUCUUCUGACCUGGGCCCAGUGAAUUUCACUGGUGCUCAAAGACCUGAUGUGCGCUGGGUCUGUGCUGCUGGGAAAGUGGAGCGUCAGCGUGAGCUUGCUUACUCAGCUGUAAUCCUUACUCUUAAUAAAUUCACAAGGAAUGUUGUAGCAUAUACUGGCUGCCUUGCCGGCAGCGGAGUUGAGGUAGUUGUGUUGAACGCCUUAACAGUUUCCUCUGUUACAGAGACUUUGUUUUCAAAAAUAAUUUUAAACUCUUAUUUUCUAGUUUACACAAUUAAGUUUAACAAAUGACCCCUUAACUUGGACUGUCAACCAGUUAAAGAAAUCUUAACCAAUCAGUCGUGUGGGUUUGAGCAAACUUUCUAUCUUUCUUUUUAGAGGAUGCCUACAUGUGUUAAAAUGGGCUUCAUCUUAGAAGAGGCAUUCCCUCCUGUGUGUGAGAGGAGGAGGAAUGCUUCUUAUAAGAUAGCAUUUGCUGUCAACACAUGUGUUUAAGCAGGCAUUGUUGUAGAGGCAUUCCCCUCAUAUGUGAAAGAAAGGGGAAUGCUUCCUCAGAUAUGGCACUUCCCAUCUGCACUUGUGUAAAUUAGGCAUCAUCUUAAAAGAGGCAUUCUUCACUCUCCAAUAAAAGGGAAUGCCUCCUCCACUGUGGCAUUUCCCACGUGCCAGAUAUGAUCUAAGACAGAUUUUGACAAAUCCCACCAUGGCUCCCUGGUGCCUCAAAAUUUAAUUAAGGUGCUUGGACUAAGAAUGUUCAAAUAUAGAGUUAUUUAAUAAAAUAUUUAUUUCCCCCA
Molecule: messenger RNA, 1851 nt
Organism: Hemicordylus capensis (graceful crag lizard)
Lineage: Eukaryota; Metazoa; Chordata; Lepidosauria; Squamata; Cordylidae
Product: THAP domain-containing protein 1-like
Exons: 4
Coding region: 207-800 (197 amino acids)
Source: RefSeq, a predicted model, not a curated record